CGCUGCUGCCGCGCUCGCCCCGACUUCGGCUGUUUCCGGAGCCGCUAGCUGUUGGCGGCGCAGACGCUCCCGGCGCGGGCUGCAGAUGUCGGGUCGGCUGGCGGCCGAGGGGCCGGACUUUUGGAGCGCCGCAGCCCGCCGAGGGUCGGCGGGCGGCGUCGGGGACGGCCCGGGAGUGGAGGGGAGCCAGGUGGCCGUCUCAGAGAAUGAAGAUCUAGAAAACACCAAGACCACCUCUUCACUGGCUUCUGCCUCUGAUCCAGUAGCCCAUUUCUCACCUCACAGGCCACAGAUGGUAUCUCCAGGGAGUAAGGAUGCCACGGAAAAUCUGCAGAAAUCAGCCAGUGCCUUGGAGAAUCAGGCUUUGGUGGAACAGGAUUUACUGCCUGCAGACCAGGCUCAAGUCCUCAGUGAGAUGGCCAAGUACCGACUUCCGAAAAGAUCUGGAGACAUCGUUAUGAUCCAGUCUGAGCAUACAGGAACGAUAGAUAUUCUUUCAUCGGAUUUGGAAUGUGCAGAUCUUCUGGGGGACCACAGGAAAGUCUCCCCACCUCUGAUGGCUCCUCCGUGCAUCUGGACCUUUGCCAAGGUGAAGGAAUUCAAAAGCAAGCUGGGCAAAGAGAAGAAUAGCCGUCUGGUGGUGAAGCGGGGUGAGGUGGUGACCAUCCGGGUACCUACCCAUCCAGAGGGGAAGCGUGUCUGCUGGGAGUUUGCGACUGAUAACUAUGACAUUGGCUUUGGAGUUUAUUUUGACUGGACACCUGUAACAAGCACUGACAUAACUGUGCAGGUCAGUGACUCCAGCGAGGAUGAGGAGGAAGAAGAGGAUGAUGAGGAGAAUAUUGAAGAACCCGUCCCUGUGGGAGACGUGGAGAGAGGUUCCAGGAGCUCCCUGCGGGGUCGCUAUGGGGAGGUCAUGCCUGUGUACCGGCGGGACAGCCACCGAGAUGUGCAGGCUGGCAGCCAUGACUACCCUGGGGAGGGCAUCUACCUGCUCAAGUUUGACAACUCCUACUCCCUGCUACGCAACAAGACUCUCUACUUCCACAUCUACUACACUAGCUGAAGGAUGCUGGGAUGGGGGCAGGCCAUAGUUGCUGGCUGAAGCAGGCUGCAAGCUGGUGCCUCUUGUUUUGGAUAUGCAAGAGCUGAAAGUUUGUGUGAGGCUCCUGGGCCUCAUGUGCUGCCUGGCAUGCCUGACUGUUGGCCCCACAUAGCCUUUUCCCCUUCUUGGCUUCUGCAGUUGGUGGUGUGGUGCCCCGUUCUGUGGUCCCUAAGUCACACUCUUGUUGCUUCAGAUUCCAGCAAAAUCCCUCUCUGAAGGCACCUACCAGGCAAAACCCUAAAAGGAAACAGAAUAUUAUCUUUUAAAAAUAGAUUUCUGUUGGUGUAA
This is a messenger RNA of Chinchilla lanigera (long-tailed chinchilla), 1393 nucleotides long. RefSeq names its product transmembrane p24 trafficking protein family member 8 (gene Tmed8). NCBI's taxonomy places the organism in Eukaryota, Metazoa, Chordata, Mammalia, Rodentia, Chinchillidae. The transcript is spliced from 6 exons. The record is from RefSeq and is a predicted model, not a curated record. Bases 86 to 1066 code for a protein of 326 amino acids.